Mya arenaria is the source of this 5214-nucleotide messenger RNA. RefSeq names its product zinc finger protein ZFAT-like. Bases 464 to 4486 code for a protein of 1340 amino acids. Gene Ontology annotation, molecular function: DNA-binding transcription factor activity; RNA polymerase II cis-regulatory region sequence-specific DNA binding. The record is from RefSeq and is a predicted model, not a curated record. Gene Ontology annotation, biological process: regulation of transcription by RNA polymerase II. The transcript is spliced from 25 exons. NCBI's taxonomy places the organism in Eukaryota, Metazoa, Mollusca, Bivalvia, Myida, Myidae.
AUUUAUGAGCAACUAAUGCAAGCAUGUUUAAAAUUCGUAUAUUGAGACUAGUUUCAUGCUGAGCUGGCAAAUAUUCAAUUUUUGACCAAAUCAUGGCAAUUUUUUUCUUUCACUUUUUGUCAGUUUUAACUACAGUAAAAAGUUUAAAGUAAACACCAAUAAACAAAAUGUAUGAAAAAAAUCCCCCAAAACACAUGCUGGAGAAGUUUAGCUACACACUGACAAAUAAACAAAGCCCAAAGAUUUAUAUCAGGGCACCUGCAAGGCUUCAGGGCACAGUUUUAAAUCGCUCGGAACAUUUCGGCCAUGGCCGAGUAGUUACGAUUGGGUAACGAGGUCUAUCUUGAAGCUUUGUCGGAGGAGGCCGAGUUAUUACGAUUGUAUCGAGUUGUUCCCCUUCGCAUAAUUGUUUUCUGUGUCAGUCAACUUUCGUUUUAUUGGAAAGGAUUUAAAAAAGACAGCAAUGCCUCUAGAUACAUUCAUCUGUGGUACCUGCAUGGUGUCGUUUAAUGAUAUCCAUGAAUUUAUUCUUCACAAAAAUGACAAUUGUGGGAAGCCAGCUGAGGCUGCUGUCAGUGAGGAGAUGCCUGUUUCAGACCAGACUCAAGCUGAAGUUACUACAGUGGUUGACAACAUAGGACAUCUACCAGAUCUUGACAUGGUUCAGGAGAGCCCAGAGGAAGAGCAACAGGCAGUUAUCUCCGCAGCUGUCUGCCUACCAGGCUCAGAGGCCCUCCUGUCUAAUGCUGCUGAAAUAUUCCAACAGGGUGGGAAUGGCCAAACAGUGAUCAUCCUUCAGGGGGACCUGCCCUCUCUCAACAUGGAUGCUGCACACCUCCUGGAGGUCGACAGAACAUUUAACACAGAACUACUCGCUGGCAUGUACAAGAAGAGGGGUAGACCACCAGGCAGACCAAAAAAGAACAAAGAAAAGCAAGCACCUCUGGAGAAAAAACACAUACCAGAAAAAGAACCUGACAUUGGUCCAGAUGGCAAGAUGACAUGUCGUCGAUGUAAGAAAGUGUUCAGUCGUGAACGUGUUUUCAACGCCCACAGGUGUAUCGCCCUGUCCGAGUAUGUAGACUUCACCACCAAAGACGUCCCUGAUGUUGAUCCAGAUGAUAAUGAUCUACCUCAAGAUGACCUGGAAGAUGAAGGCGCCCUGGACCCAGACUACAAGGAUGCGGAGUACAAGCUUCCCUCAAGUCUCAGACUGGAUGACGAUAAAAAAAUGCUAAACAAGUUCUUUGUGCCAGUUGAGGCUGCUGAUGUGCAGGGCCAGAACGCUGCAGAAAGAGUGGAGGGUCACAAUGGUGUGUCAGAAGGACAGGUUGGUGGAGCUACAGAGGGGGGACAGGACGUUGACCCAGACGCUGCCCUGAUGGAGGCAGCCCAACAUGCAGAGGAGGGGACAGACGGGAAGGACAGGGAGGGGAAAGGCAUACCUGUGGAGGUUCUUCAAGGCCCGGACAUAGAAGAAAGUGGUAGAGAGAAGAAGGGUAAUCCCCCACAGUUCGGGAGUGAGGAAGAGAAGGCUCAGUUCGAGGCCAGCCUCAACGUUGAUCUCAGUGGCCUAGACAACAUGUUCCGUACACACGCCAUAGAGCAGGAACUCAACGAUAACGUGCAGACUUCCAGGUUCAGCCAGUCAGAGUUGACGCUAUUCUCGUGUAACCUGUGUGAUAAGGUGUUCAAGUCACUUUCCCAUAUGCGUACUCACGUUCUCACCCACACAGACCUCAAACCAUACAAGUGCUUCAAGUGUAACUACGUCUCAAACUCCAGAGGUAACCUGUAUACACACAUGAGGAAACACACGGGCCAGUUCUACCACUGCAGCCACUGCAAGUUCCACUCUGUGAACAGAAGUCAUGUACGGGAACACAUGCUCACCCACACGUCCCAGAAGCAGCCUUGUGCCCUCUGUAACCGCAUGUACAACACAGUCAAGUCCCUCAUGAGUCACAUCCGCAAGUACCAUGACAAUAACAAAGGUCGCGAGUACCUGGGAACGUUCCAACAGAGUCGGGAGCUUCGGGGGACGACAGUGAUCCACCAGUGUCACGUUUGUAACAGGAAGUUCAAGAAAAAGGCUGAUAGGGACCGCCACCUGUUUGUACAUGACAUCAAGGACAUGGCCAUCGUUCAACACUGCCAGCUGUGCAGCUAUUCCGCUUCCAGGAUCAAAUACCUCGAGAAACAUUUCCAGAAACACAGGUGUAUCUACAGGUGUUGUCGAUGUGAUGAGAUGUUCCUGAGCACUGUGCGGCUGGUGGAACACCUGACCACAACACACACAGAGACAGGUGACCCCUUCACCUGGGAGGAGCUGUUUGAGGAGAGCAUUGCUGCAAGCCUCUACUUACCCGAGCCAGAUAACAAGAUGUCGCCCGACGAGAAAGCCGUUGAUAACCUUCCAGAUGAACUCUCUGUAGCUGCUAUAGAGAGAGAGGAGCGUCUUCAGAACUCUGGAGAGAACUACUUGCCGUUCAGCGCGGCAGACCUGUACAUCAACAAGGAGCUGGAGAUACAAGGGCUGGGGGAUGAAAUACUCGGGGUAAGCGAGGGGCAGAGAGAGGAUACUCUUGCUGUUGAAGGGGUGGAAGCCAUGGACACAGUCGCUGAGGACACUGAAAUGGCUGUGGAGAACAUAGAAAACAAUGCUGAUGAUCUGGUUGAACAUCACGAUGAUCAAUCACUGAGUGAGGAAGUGAGUAACAAAGUAGAAACUAAUAAUGUAGAGGAUAAUAAUGAAGACAGUUGUGAGAAAAUGGAUACACAUGAGACAGCACUUGGAAAUCCUUCAUCUAUAGACGUGAUUAAGGCUGAUGAUCCCUCUGCUAUUCAAGAUGAAAAUUCUGUUGAAAUUGAUAAGGAAGAGCAAGAUAACUCGGCAGUUGUGGAGGAGACAAAUCUCACGGAGGAAGACUUGCUGGGGGAUACGAAUUCUCUAGCAAAGCCCCGGGCCAGUGCCAAGAGGCUUAUAGACAAACUUGGAUACAAGACGAUGACUCUGAGGAUAUUUCAGAAGAUGCGGGACACAUUUGGCUCAGAAGAAUGUGAAUACUGUGGACGGUUGUUUUUCAGUCGUAUGGACUAUGAGACUCAUGUGAGAACACACACAGGUGACAAGCCAUUUGUGUGUACCAAGUGUGGUUUCCGCUCGAUCACAAAGGACAACCUGCGUCGUCACGUGGAGAAGGAGCAUGAGAACAUUACAUACCCGUGCCGUGACUGCGCGUACGUUGCAUACACACGCACACAGCUCUGGAACCAUGCCAUGAAACAUCGUGGGCUCAAGGGUCUUGAGUGCCCUUCUUGCAGGGAACAGUUUGAAACAAUGACAGAGCUGAAGGAGCAUGCAGACCAGAUUCAUCCGAACGCCAAUAUCGAGGAGCUCGACAAACUUCUCUCCAGCAGGCACAAGAUACAGGGCAAAAUAGGUCGGCGCACAUACAAGUGUCCACACUGUGACAAGGUGUUCCUGCGGGCCAGCUCGGAGCUCCAGAAGCACAUGUGGAUUCACGAGGGCAUCAAACCAUUCAAGUGUCCCCUCUGUCCCUAUGCCUGUAGGAGCAAAAACAACCUACAGGCUCACAUGUUACGUCACUCAAAGGACAAGCCAUUCCAGUGCGGAGAUUGUGGGAAGGCCUACAAGUCCAAGACUGCCUUACGUUGGCACGUUCGAUCCCACACAGGGGGCAAAGCAUUCAAAUGUGACAGGUGCCCAUAUGAGGCUGUGCAGGCAAGCCAUCUGAAGCGACACAUGGAGACCCACGAUGUGAUCAAGAAGUUUGUGUGUGGGGAAUGUCAGUUCUCUGCCAAUACUCUGGGCUUCCUCAAGGUCCACUAUGCAAGAUUUCACAAGCACAUAGACACUAGUAACUUGCCAACCGUUGCCAUGGCGCCUGUGCAGCCGCCUGGAAGCGAGGUGAAUGCCUUCAAGUGCCUCAGCUGUGACUACCUCUUCGGCAAUCUGUCCGACCUCAAACGUCACCUAAAGACACGACACCACUUCAACCCCAAGGAGCUUGCUAAUAUCAUCAGUGAUGAGCAGGAGAAUAAUGGAAUUCAGGAGGUACUGUUUGUGAUGGAGGACAAGACUGAUUCCAGCCAGCAGCCUGUUGCCAUGGAGAUCAUUACUGACCCCGCUCUUGACAUAGAGGGAUCAACAGUAGAGGUACGUCAGUCAUCCGUGGCAACCCUGUUGAAUGUUCUAAUGGAUGGCCAACCAGGGGACCCCAACGCAGUGUCCCCGACAUCGCUCGGCACAGUCAGUCAAGAGAACAUUAUUGUGGAAAAUGAAGGUCAGCCAGUGUUUGUGAGUUCAGACGGGAUCACGGGAACCACAGAGAUUGAUGGGAACCAGUAUGUGAUCUGCAUACCUCAGGAAGGGGUGGAUGGUAUUGGUAUGAUCGAGGUUCAGGGCGAGGAAGUGGAGACAGAGUCUGUUCCAGCCAUUGAAAUGCCUCCUGUAUUGUCGUAAACAUGACUCGACUCAUACUCAAAGUUGGCUUAAACUCGUCAAGUGUACUUUUGCAACAGCUGCAUUUGCCUGACCUUGGAAGUACACUCUGACUUCCAUGAACAAGUUAUUGUCUCAUUUAUGCUGCUGACUGCUGAGUCCUAUGCAAAACAUGACUAGCUGUACACAACAUAUGUCACAGAAUGUAGAAAUACCCCCAAGUAAAGUUGUAUCAGGAAGCAGAUCAUUAUCUCAAAUAUACCUCAUAAAAAUUGGUGAAUGUGUUCGUGCUGGUGAGUCGAAUGUGAGCAGAGAUAUGCUAACAAAAGUGACAUAUAAGAAGACUUCAUACAGAAUAGAAAUAAUAUUGUCACAAUUUGGAUUUUUGAAAUCUAGUACAGAAAAAAUAGGAAUGACCUGGUUAGCCUAUGUAACAAACGCAGAUUGUGAAUAUUCCCAGGAAGUCCAGUGAUUACUUACUGAUAAGCCAGCGUGUCAUUGUUCAGUAUCUUUCCUUGUACACAUGAUUGAAAAAAGAACUGAACUGUACUUGUGUGUUUUCAUUAUCUAGGUAAAUAGAUAAUUAACAUAUACAUUUUAUGUGUAUGUAGGCAUUUAAACAGCGGCAGUGUUUAGCAUUAUACCAUUUAUUUAUAUUGAAUGUCAGUCUAUUUAUUUUGCACAAUCAAAUGAAUUAUAUUGAUCCAUGUUCCUUGUUGACUAUUUUUGAAUAAAUUUAUUGAAAUAAG